AUGCUAGCCAGACUGACGUCGAUGGACCGAUUUGACCAGCAAGUCUCCUUCUCGUCGACCUCUUCUCCUACUCCGGAAACAGAAGAUUCUGAUUCUUCGCUUCCGGCGGUGUGCUUCCGUGGAAGAAGUACCACGCAGCAAAUGUGCUUCAAUGCGACGACCUCAUCGAAAAAAGUGGCUCGAUCUGUUAGCUGCUUUUCCAUGCCUAAACAGAACACUUUUCCGCGACCAUAUUCUUCUUGUUGUCUGUCUCCAGUUGCUCAGCUGCGGGUACCUUUUUUUUUCUUUUUUUUUGAGAAGUUUGACUCGGCUAAUCAGUAUAAAAAAUUGUGUGACGCUUUUUCACAAAAGCUUUUUGUAUUAUGUUUAAAAUACGCAGAGGGACAGAUGAACCCUAAAAAGGAGAUUUUUUUAAUUUUUUUGUAAAUUUGGUUAUUGCGGAGAUGCGAUGACGUACGCCGAUUAAAAAUAAUCUAAACUUGGGAAUACGGUUUCAAAAGUAUUCGCAUGUUUGUUAAAAUGUUUCAAUUGGAAUAUUUUUUCAGAAAGACGUGUUGUCCCAGUCGCCAACCGCCCGUGCCUCGGCUGCUCGCAGAAGUCUGAACGCGUCGACGUCUCCAGUCGCGGCGCCGCGAUGUCGCAGUCCUCAGUCGCGUGGUCCGUCCACCUCCCAUCAUUCGCGCACAACUGCUCCGGUGCCUUUAAGGUGAAGCUUUUUAAGUCUGGAAAUUCUAGGUUAAAUUAUUGGAAAAAUGAAACAUUUUUGAAGAGAUGGAGCAUUUUGUGCACAAUGAGGGUUUGUUUUUGCUCCUACGGCGUAUGUGAAUUCCCAUGGGUUGACGAUUAAUUACUUGGCUUCGCUCAAACGUUCAUGGACGCUUCAGCCUUUUCGAAUGACAUUGGAACACAUUCAAUUCUCAAUGUUAGUAACAAGGAAAAAUUAAAAUUUUGUUUGGAAAAACCAGGGAAAUUCAAAAAACUUGGAGGUGGUUCCUUCCGCAAUUUUUUGUUUUGUUUUUCAAAGUAAACCAAAAAAUGGGGUAAUAUAAAAAUUUUUUCGCUAAGUUAUAUCAGGAUCCUUUUUCUCAUUCUUUAAAUGUGAUCUAUGAUCCAAAGAUCAACCGGAAACUUAUUCAUGUAGAACAGGUGAUUCGUUUAUUUUUUUUUUUUGGAAAAAAGACUGACGCGAUAACUGUAGAAUUUUGAUUAAAUUGGACAGUUUGAGGUCAAGUUCGACGCGUAGUGGAAGCUCUCUGAUGGCGCCUCAACACGAUAAUCGGAGAUGGUCCUUGGCUUCGUUGCCUUCAACGAGUGGCUACGGCACCCCAGGCACAGGCAGCAACUCGGCUUUUUCGGUCCGUUCAUUUUUUUUUCAUCAAAAAAGUUUGUUUCGUUCGUAAAUUUGGAAAAUUUGACUUCUGCUAGUGACUCGUUUUCCUCGAUAUUUCGGAAAAAGCUUGCCUUUUUGAUUGCUGAAAAUUGUGAGAUUUUUUUUUUUAAUUUUGCUGUAGUAGCGAUCAACUACCGUCGUUAAAGCAAAAAUUGCUCUGAAAAUCGAAUUUAUUGAAUUAAAAAAAUUAAACUUGUGGAGUUUUAUUCUAUUUCCAAAAAAAAGUGAAUUGCCACACAUCACUGCUUCAAACUAAGGCCAUUUUCAGAGCCAAUAUUCUUCGUCGGAACACCUCGGCGAGAUGUUCGAGUUCAUGCGGAUGGGCAACGCGUCGAAUCGUUUCGACAGCAACGAAAGCUACCCUUCAGAAGAGGCCGUCCCUCACUCCUACAGACCGCGCAGUCGCAGUUUGACGUCCGUUCCCCAUGAUUUCCUCCAUAUUCAUGGAUUCUGCAUUCCAGGAGUCCUGUCAAGUUCGCCAAUGAAAACAACUUGGAGCUGGUCAACCGAACGAGUGUCUACAAAGAGCGGUUCCCGAAGGUCGUUUUCGGAGUUGGUCAAUUGAAGAAUUGGGAAAGGGUUCAGGCGAAAGUUCAAAUGGAAGAACGUUUGGCGGCGUUCGUCUCGGAAAAUGCUCCCUUGAGUGGCGGCGCUUCGACGGCGUCGACGACCGAUGACCACAAAGACGAAGAGCAGGUCAAAAUGCGGAAUCGGCGCUCCACGGUCAUUUUCAUCUUUCUUUAUGAAUAUUAUCAGUUAGAGCGAGUAAUUCCUUGGAAUUCAUUCAAAAACUGUUCUUUUGAAAACCCCGAGUUUUCGUUUCUAACUUCGAAAGAAAACAACCGCUUUACUCAUUUAUUAUCAAUUUUUCAUGAAGGCGAAACAACUUUAUUCGCGUAUUCAUGUAAUCUUGCUUUUUCUGAAAGAAAAAUUCAAAGUUUGCUUUGUUCGUUGAAUCGCUUUGAGCUAUUAAAAAUAAAAAAAUAAGUAGCGGAGAGAUUUCGAAAAGGUAAAAAAAUUUCUGAAUUUUCGACGCUGGUCUCAGUUCUCAACGUCAUUUUUUUCAAACUUCUCAUUUUUUUCUGAUUUUUCAAACCAGUUGAAUCAAUAAGCUUUAUAUUUCAAAUGUUCCUUUUCAGGUUCUCGACGCGGAAAGCUUCGCCGAUCGUUCUCUUUUGCGCAUUAUCGGCGAUGGUGCGACUCGGUUUUUGCAUCAUCAAAUAGUUGAGGUCCAGCAUCUUCAUUUUUUUUUUCUAAUUUGAGCGUAUUCUCGGUCCCUAUUAUAAAUUUCAAUCAUUAUAAUAUGUCCUUAUUACCCUUUUUCACGUUAAUUGGGUCAAAAAAACCUUUUUUUCUAACAAAAGACAAAUGAUAAGUUUUAUGUUUAUUUUGCAUCUUUUAAGUAAUCAUAGAAGAUCGAAAAAUUCUCAUUUCUGCUAGUUUUUUGUACCGUUUACCUUCUUGUUGACUGAAAAAUGAAAUGGACGAAGUGAGUUUAAAACUGAGUUUAAAGGAUACCUAUGAAAAUUAUUUGCAUUGGUUCAACAGUGAGUGGAACUUUAGCGAAAAAAAACGAGUUAUGGAACAGAAAAUUUCCCUUCGAAGAAAACCCUGAAGUUGUAGGUGGCGGCUGACUGUCUCUCGAGGUCCCGCGACGAUUCCAUCACUUGUUCCUAUUUCUGCGAGAUGAGCCAGCGACUCGACGAAACUCUCAACGAGGUACACCUCUUCUAAACGAUGUUUUUCGUGUCCCUUAUCAUUUCUCUCCCGAUCGAUGUAUGUUGAUUGAAAUGGGGUUGUUUUUAAAGGCGCAAAUGAAAACGAGUCGGGAGUCUCUGACGUACUUGUCCAAGUUGGUCAAGCAGCUGCUCAUGAUCGUCAGUCGACCUGCACGCCUUCUCGAAUGUCUGGUACGUUUUCAUAAUUGCUUCUGAAACGCUUCAAUUCCAACAACAGAAAAUAAUUUGAAUGAAAAAAAUAGUCAGUGAAAGUUCCAUUUUUCAUAGUUUCCUAUUGAUUUUUAUUCAACAUCUUCUGUCUGCCGGUGACUUGAGCCGCUGUUCGGAGUGAUAUCAAAAAAAAAUGAAUAAGGUGGCUAAGUUACUUUUGAAAAAGGUUUUCUAUUUAUCUGGAAGUUCAAGAAUAAUCGAAUUUAGGAAUUUGAUCCUGACGAGUUCUACCAUCUAUUGGAAGAAGCUGAGGGAGUUGUCAGAGAGCAACUCGGCAGUGGGAGUGCCAGAGUCCCCGACCUACCUCAGUACAUCAUUGGUUCGUUGUUCUUCGCAAUUCUUUGAUGUGAAAUAUCCGAAGAUCAGCGUCUGGAGAUAAAAUUUAGCCACUGUAGUGUAGUUGUGAGAUGAGGAUCUUUUCGCCUACAGGGAAACUUGGAUUGGAUCGAGAUCCUCUGCUGGACGCUGCAGAACGAGCAGAAUCCCCACCAGCGGUUUGUCCUUCAUCGCAUAUCGAAACCUCGGAUGUGACGACCAAAGCCGACGUCUCCGGCAAGGGAUGGCCGACGGAGCAACGGGCACCUCGCGAGGACGACUUCGAGACGAUUAGAGUUUGUCUUUUGCUUCUUUUUUUGGCUUAGCUGCAUCUUGAAUCAUCAGUUCCUUUAAAAAAAUUAGAUUGUUUGAGCUCCUUCAAAAAAUAAGACUAUCAAUAUGUCAAUCAAGUUUAUCAAAAAAAAAAUGAUAAUUUUUAAAACUAACAAUCUCAAGAAAAAGAGUUUUUUUUUCGUAAAUCUCGGAUCCUAUCAAAAGUUGACAACGAUUGGACUUAUUCCAUCAUAAUUUUAUUUUUAUCCAUUUUUGACCGCUGAUCCUUAUCCUCUCUAUCGCAUCGCCUUCAUUUGUUAGUAUUCUAUUUCAUUUCUUUGUCAUAUAUUUUUUUCAUUCGUUCUCGUGUUUUCUAUUUUUGUUUUUCAAUAAAAUCAUCGCACCUAAGAUUGAUUUCUAAUAUUUGUCCAUUUUUUCAGCCGAAAAACGGCUGCGUGUUAAUUUAUAAAAUUUCACUCCUCCCCAAUUUUAUUCAAAAGAUUUCUCAAUAAGUCUUAAAAUUUUCAGCUAGUGAGCAAUGGCGCCUACGGGGCUGUCUACCUCGUACGACAUCGCGAAACACGACAGCGUUUUGCCCUCAAAAAGAUGAACAAACAGACUUUGAUGUUGAGAAAUCAAGUCGAUCAGGUAAAAAAGUUUUGAAUUUUGAAUUAUUGUUUUAAAUUGUGCCAAAAACACACUUUCCAAUCACUUGAGAUUGUGAGAUCUCGUUUCAUAGCUCGAAGAAGUUUGUAUCUGGAAUUUUCAAAUGGGUUGCAGGUGUUUGCCGAGCGAGAUAUCCUGACGAUGGCAGACAAUCCUUUCGUCGUUUCCUUUUACGGCUCUUUCGAGACCCGACAUCACCUGUGCAUGCUGAUGGAGUACGUGGAGGGCGGAGACUGCGCGGCGCUGCUCAAAAAUGCCGGAACCCUGCCGAUCGACCUGGUGAGGCUCUACGUAGCGGAGACGGUUCUCGCCAUCGAGUACCUUCACUCCUACGGCAUCGUCCAUCGCGAUCUCAAGCCAGACAAGUUUGUCAUUUUCGUAUGUCCUUUCUGAAGUGUUCGCUUUUCAGUCUACUCAUCACUGCUAUGGGGCAUAUCAAACUGACGGAUUUUGGCUUGUCAAAGAUCGGUCUGAUGAACAGGACGACCCUGGUCGCCGAGGGGUACGACUCGGUCGCUGAGACUCAGCAGUUCAAAGACAAACAGCUCUGUGGAACUCCCGAGUACGUCGAAUCAAGAAUAUCGGAUAGAAAUUGUUGGAAUUGAAGAUACAUCGCUCCCGAAGUGAUUCUUCGUCAAGGAUACGGCAAACCUGUCGAUUGGUGGGCUCUCGGAGUCAUCCUCUACGAGUUUCUCGUCGGAAUCGUUCCGUUCUUUGGAGAUUCCCCUGAAGAUCUAUUCUCGAAGGUACUCCGAUUCCAGGGAAGGUGGAUGUAUUGAAGUUUCAGGUGAUCACUGAAGAAGUGGAGUAUCCAACAGAGGAAGAGGCCUUGUUACCAGAGGCCGAAGACUUGAUCAAACAACUUUUGGAAAAGAACCCCGCAGAAAGAUUGGGUUUGUUUUCAUUUGAAUUUCAAAUCUCAAACCUGUUUCAGGGACUUUGAACGGUGCCGCGCAGCUCAUGACACAUCCGUUUUUCGAGUCCCUCGACUUCACUUCGCUUCUUCGGCAGAAGGCCGAGUUCGUUCCACAGCUGGACAACGAAGAAGACACCAGUUACUUCGACAGUGAGAUCCCCUCCAUGAGGUGUGGAGCAAAUUUCCGUUGUUCAGCUCGGUCUGACCGCUACAAUCAUGAAGCGGAGUCUUGCGGGGAGGACGACGGCUCCGGCGGCGUUUCUUCCCUGAUGUUCCACUCUUUCUCCACGGCCAGUCCUCGUCACUCCAUCGCUUCAAUAGACCCCAAUCAAAUGGCUCAUGUAUGAUCUUCCUUCCAUUUUUUGAAUCAAUGAACUUUUGAAGCUUGUGGCUGCGGCGAAUGCAGCUGCCAGUGAAAGAUCGUCGACGUCUACUGAAAAUCGCAAAUCUCCGGCCACCGCCCAGUCCAGCGAGGAGCAGUCAAACGACGCCGACUCCAAUGAAAAGGAAAAAGAUGCGGAUUUUGCAGUCCCCAUGCCUUCAGUUUGUUUAUCUCAGCUGAAAACAAUAAAAUGGACUUUCAGGCGGUUCACUUGCGUCGACGUUUCUCAGCCCAACGCCAAAGCAACUUGUCGACGUCGUCUUCUGGCACGACAGGCACCGGAUCAGGCACCAUGUGCUUCCCCAACGCAACUUCUUCCACGGACAGCAGCAUAGACGCCUCCCACAUGCCUAGUUAUCAUUUUGCCGUCGGCGAUUCCGCGAGGUUUAUCAGUGCUUCUCUGCCGCUCACAACGUCUUCUCUUUGAGAUCUCCUCUCCCGAGAUUUGCGAUCUCCUACGAAGGCGCGCCGCUUUCUUCCACGGACGGCAGCAUGCACGAAGACUCGACCCAAACCGCCAGCGCCUCUCCUGAGCCGCAGUCUGGCAGAGAAGCCAAGAACGAAGAAAUCGUUCGUUUCAGGGUGAGUUUUUUCUUUUUUCUAAUGCACUUAUUCCCAGAGGAAUAAUGAAGGGAUAACUAGUUUUUUUUUAAUCUGGAAGGUAAGAUCAUUAAAGUAUCAUAAUUUUUUUCAGUUCAUAUGUAUAUUUAUGAAAGACAUUUGUUUACGUAUCUUUGUAUCUCAAGCGAUAUAAAUAAAGAUAAAAUCACACUCGAAAAGAAACGGGCACGCAAUUGAAGAAGCUACUGAUGAACGGCAAGUGACUAAUAAUUUCAGAAAGGGUUAAAAAUAAAGUUUAGAUUCGAAAACUUCGUGAAACCAUUUUCUCUAAAAUUCGUUUGCAGGCACAAGCCCCAUCGCCUUUGCAACUGGUGAUCCCUUCGCAUUCCUCCUCGUCUUCGCAAAAGACCCAGCCGUCUUCCUCAAAAGACACCUGUUAUGUCGUGAGUCAACUCGGCUCAGAUCUCAACUAUCUUCCAUUGAAGGUGUGCAAAAGCUCGGCAUCUGGCCAGUUGUCGCCUGGAGGCGCCUCUGUUUCGAGUGCUUCUUCGGCGGACAUUCCAUCACCUCAUCACGCUUCGGGCACUUCUCAUCAACUGAUGACGUCACAGAUGGCAGACGCGCAACUCAGCCCCGCUGCUGGAUCACCUGUCAGCAAACAAGUUAACAUCAGGUUUUAUAUUUUGUAAGUUUCGUGAAAACCUGCCAUUUUUUUUUUCAGAAAAGGUCCUUUUGGAUUUGGCUUCACUUUGAAAUCUGUUCGCGUUUAUCUCGCUGAACACUCGGAGUAUUACACCAUCGAACAUAUCGUGACUGCCGUUGUUGAAGGUUUUCUAGAAGCCGACUGUUCCUUGAAGGGUGAGAACUGUUCAGGGAGUCCUGCGUUCGAAGCCGGUCUCCGCUCGGAAGACUUGGUGAUGCAGGUCAACGGCCAUUCCGUUCACAAUCUUACUCACCCACAGCUGAUGCAUCGGCUUCUCAGCUAUGGAAACGAACUCACUUUGAAGGUUCUUUCUUUAAUUAGUUUGAGAACAUUGAAACAUUUUCUCUUCAGGUCACACCUCUCGCUACAACUUCGAUCCGUGAAGGCGCAGCCCGCAAAACGGUCGGAAAGUUGGCCAAGAAAAAGCCGAAACGUCCUCAGCGACGAGUUCCCUUGGAGAAAAAACCAAGGUUAGCAAAUUAAGCCCAACUUUGAUGAGAAUGAAAUGUUUUUAAGGAAGCCGUCGGCUCUGUUGAGAAGACUAAGCGGCAAAAGGACGACCAACGACAUUGUGCCAGGCAGUUCCAGCCAGAAACAAACUUUUAUUCCCAGGUUCUCGCUUAUUUUUCCCCUCUUCUUGACCGUUCUGCUUGCAGAUCAGUUUCGAGCCAAGACGGAAGUAUUCUGACUAAUAUUCCUGGCACGACGACGACGGCGCCUACAGCCCAAGCUUCUGUGAGCGUGACGUCACCGCCGGCUCAAAUUGGCGACGCUUCUACGUCUUCUGCUCCCUCGACAGCUUUGCACGGCGGUCAUCCGUCGACGUCGCCUCGUUCAAAGCAUCCGACGAAGCGAAUGUCAGAUGUCGGUCUGCAGGACAAUCGCUCGCCUCUCGCCGCCAUUCCCUUCUCAAGACCAACUUCCGUGAAGACUUCAACGUCUUCUGCGUCGACGGUCGUUUUACCUCCAAUAACUUCUACGCCUCCAACCACGAUCCUUAAACCAACGCCUUCGAUCGCAGUCAGUCCGCUGGCUCGCAACGUCCACGCGGCGCUCCCGUCCACUGUUCCACCUCCAGUCGUCAAGAUGAGGUGUGUUACGACAUUUUAUAGCUUUCAAUGCUUCGCUCAAUAGUAAGAAUUCUUUCUUUCCAAAUGGGAUUUCCAUUGAAGGCCCUUGAUCCUUUAGUGAAAAAAAGAAAUUUUUUGGGAAUUAACACAUUGAUUUAUAAAAUUUUUGAAUACAUCAUGUUCAUUUACCGAAUUUUCAAUACUAGUAGUAUUUUGAGUUGAGAAAUUUCUCUUUUCAGUUUAUUUUUUCCUAAAUGAACUUAUAUGACAUUGCAAACAUGUUGAGAAUUUUUUCCAAAUUCUCAACAUGUUUGCAAUGUCAUAUUCUGCGGCCAGAGAAAAGUCCGAGUACACCUUGUGCUUUUCGAGGAUUGAACACAGUUCAAAUUUCAACGGUUUGCAGGUCCUCGUCGAACUCAGAAGUGCCGGACAGGUCUCCGCCGCCGCCGCGACCGCCCCCGGUGUCUCAGUCGGCCUUGCAGACGGCUCAGCGGACGGCGUCGGCCCCUCAGGCCUCUACCACACUUUCCGCCGCUCAGUCGCUUCUCAACCGUUUUUUGCCGCGACACGACGACCGCAAAUAA
Caenorhabditis auriculariae is the source of this 8809-nucleotide messenger RNA. Lineage: Eukaryota; Metazoa; Nematoda; Chromadorea; Rhabditida; Rhabditidae. The record is from the annotation of a GenBank genome assembly.